This is a messenger RNA of Camelina sativa (false flax), 600 nucleotides long. The record is from RefSeq and is a predicted model, not a curated record. NCBI's taxonomy places the organism in Eukaryota, Viridiplantae, Streptophyta, Magnoliopsida, Brassicales, Brassicaceae.
UNAAAAAAAAAAAAAAAAAAAAAACUCAGAUACAAAUCAAAAAGUCUCUUCCUUUAUUUUUUCAUGACUACAGCGAAUUCGAUGCAUCCAUCUCUGUUCCGUGUAAUCUGUAUACUCCAUUCUGUAAUUGCGCUUACUAGCGGAACCUUAAUGAUGUUCUACACAGAUAAAGCUUCAAUCUUUGGACCAGGUAGUGAGAUUGCUAGCAAACUCAAAGGAUCGACGCCACACGAUGAGCUGCUCAUACAGAUUUCUCAGUCUUUCUCUGGUUUGCUUCUCUUCGCAAUCGGUUUGGUUCUGUUUAUGGUUUCGUUUGUGAAAGACAGAGACUUUCAUAGCUUCUUUGCCGGUGGCUCUGUGGUUCUAUACGUGUUAAUGGCAAUGUGGAGGGUCUUGUUCGAGUGGAAAAUUGAAGAUCUUGCUUAUGAAUGGCCUAAACAAGCUCUUGGAGACAUUGCUUUGGCCGUUUCUUGGGUUUUUUUCCUUGUUUAUUCAUGGAGAGAGAAGUAUGAUUGAUGUUUUUGAUUUUUUUUUUUCUUUAAAAAAAAACUUGUGGGAUAAGCAUAAAAACAAUGUUAUAUUAUAAUAUAGUCUUGGAUC